Molecule: messenger RNA, 1041 nt
Organism: Alnus glutinosa
Lineage: Eukaryota; Viridiplantae; Streptophyta; Magnoliopsida; Fagales; Betulaceae
Product: pentatricopeptide repeat-containing protein At3g22470, mitochondrial-like
Exons: 2
Coding region: 1-849 (282 amino acids)
Molecular function (GO): protein binding
Source: RefSeq, a predicted model, not a curated record
AUGAUUCAGAAAGGCAUAGAGCCUAAUACAAUCACUUACAAUUCUUUAAUUGAUGGUUACUGUUUGCAAAAUAGAAUGGAUGAAGCUGUCAAAGCAUUUAAAACGAUGGUUAGAAAGGGUUGUUCGCCUUCUAUUGUUAGCUAUAGCAUAUUGAUCCAUGGAUAUUGUAAAAAUAAAAGAAUUGACGAGGCAAUGAGUCUCUUCCAUGAAAUGACUAACAAUGGCAUGAUUCCCAAUGUUGUCACUUACACCACUCUUAUAGGCGGGUUUUGUCGAGUUGGGAGACCUAAGAAUGCAUUAGAGCUACUCCAUGAGAUGCAAGGUUGUGGCCAACAUCCUGAUUGCCAAACUUAUGCUAUUUUGUUAGACGGUCUGUGUAAGAAUCUACACUUUCAAGAGGCAAUGACAUUGUUUCAUGAGAUGGAAGACAAAAAGUUAGACCAUAAUGUUGUGAUUUACAGCAUCUGGAUUGAUGGUAUGUGUAAUGCUGGGAAAUUAACGAAUGCAAGAGAACUCUUUAAUACUCUUCCUACCAAAGGUUUGCAAGCUGAUGUUCAGACUUACACAAUAAUGAUCAAAGGGCUUUGCAAAGAGGAUCUACUAAAGGAAGCGAGGGUGCUAUUUGAGCAAAUGGAGAAAAAUGGUUGUUCACCUGACCAUUUCUCAUAUAACACAAUCAUCCAAGGUUUCUUGCAACAUAAUGAGACAUCAUUGGUAGUGAAAUAUAUUAAGAUGAUGGUUGACAAAGGUUUCUCGGCAAAUGCGACCACUGCGACCAUUUUGAUCAACUUGUUGUCUACUAAUCAGGCAGAUAAGACAUUACAAGAUUUUUUUCUAAAAUCUGUGUGAAAGCUUUCUAGUUCUUCAACAUGCAGGACAAAACUUCAUAUUCUAAUAUUUACAGUGCCAAUCCAUAAGAACCAUGCUCUACUGCUGUAGCCUCAUCAGCAUUUGCAGCACAAUCUGGCAUGGCCGCCACAUAAUGCAUUUUCUACUAGCUCAAAUGGCAUCUCCUCUCCAUUAAGAGAGAGAGAGAGAGAG